Tachyglossus aculeatus (Australian echidna) is the source of this 2000-nucleotide messenger RNA. It is a transcript of the gene RFLNA, whose product is annotated as refilin A. The record is from RefSeq and is a predicted model, not a curated record. Gene Ontology annotation, molecular function: filamin binding. Gene Ontology annotation, cellular component: actin filament bundle. Lineage: Eukaryota; Metazoa; Chordata; Mammalia; Monotremata; Tachyglossidae. The transcript is spliced from 3 exons. Bases 106 to 762 code for a protein of 218 amino acids. Gene Ontology annotation, biological process: skeletal system morphogenesis; negative regulation of chondrocyte development; negative regulation of bone mineralization involved in bone maturation.
UCGCCCCGCAGGCUCGCCCAGGGCGCCGAGCCUCCGCCUCCGGGACGCCCUCCAGGCCCGCAGCGGGCAGAGAAGGGGGGGCGGCCCUUGCCCUCGGCCCCAGACAUGGUGGGUCAUCUGCAUUUGCAGGGGAUGGAGGAGAGCCUGAAGGAGAGGAGCCGGGAGGGCUUGCUGGACAGCCCGGACUCCGGCCUGCCCCCCAGCCCCAGUCCCCCUUUCUACGGCCUGUCCCCGGACGGCCGGGCGGCGGGGGGCAGCGCCAUCCCCAACGACCCCUCGGCCGUCGCCCCCCGUGGGGAAGCCCAGGAGGGCAGAGAGGUCCCCUGUGCCUUCCCCUGUCCCCUGGCUCCUGAGAUGAGGCCCCGGAUGUACCCGGUGUUCUUCGGGGAAAGCAUCGAAGUCAACCCCCAGCCUGGGCAUGAAAUCCGGUGGAACUCUGAGGUGAAGUACGACUCCGAGAAACACUACCGCGACGAUAUCUUCUACGCCCCCGUCCCCACGGUCACCUCCUUCAGCGAGACCAUCAUCGCCACCCCCAACUGCACCUGGCGAAACUACAAGUCACAGCUGCUCCUGGAGCCCCGCCCCCGGCCCCUGCGUUUCCAGACCACCACCAUCAUCUACCCCAAGCACGCAAAGAACACUUUCCGCACCACGCUGCGCUGCAGCCUGGGCUGCCCCAAGCGCUGGUUCGCCUCCAGUGUGCGGCUGGAGCUGUGGGAGGAGCCUGGUGGCUGCCCCUUCUACCCCGAGGACCUCUAACCUGCCUGCUGCUGGGCUGGGGGGCCUUGACAGACUUGGCUGAGACCUGAGGUUAAGGGCUCGGGGGGAGGGAGGCCUGAGUUGCGAGGACUGGCCUUUCCCUGAGGGGCGUGGGGACCCAAGCCCCGGCUCUGUCUCUCAUCAGCCAUCACCAGCCCUCCAGUGGGCGAGGUUGUCUUUUGAUAUAUGGGAUCCCGUUUCGCUUGCAGAGGAUUAAAUAAAUGUAUCUAUUUUAUUAGCCUUUUAAACGGAGUCAGACCAUCCUGGAAUCCAAACCCCGCGGAGGCUGGCAGCCAGGGCCGGCACUGCCCUCCCUUGCUCACCAGCCAGCCCGCUCAGAGGACAGGCGGCUUCCUUCGGGAGAAAAGUUUGGUUGCUCAGAGGAUGGGUCUUGGGUCAGCAGGGACCUGUCACAUCCCAUUUCCCAGCAGGCGCCAAAAUGGAGGCACUCUUUGUUGGACACCGAGCCUACUGUGUUGAGGUUGGGCAGCUCAGACACUGUCCACCCUGAGGAGAUAAAAUCUAGCUGGACAGAAAGUUUCAUGGUUUCGAGAGGCCGGAGGCUGUGAAUUUCUGGACAGAGCCGUUCCGGAUGUGGUAUGGGUGGUGGCAGCCUCUUUGUGGGGAGCUCCUAUGGGGGGCUCCGAGGCAUGGGAGCCAAGAUCCCAGCUCUUCAGGAAGGAAUCUCCUGGGGGUAGGGGAGAGUUCUCCAGUGAGGAUGGGAAGGGGAGAAUUAGAUAUUUGGUUUUUGCCCACUAUAGGGCUGAGGAGCAGCAGAGGGCGGAAAGUGGCAGCCAGCAUCUCAAAUCUGUCUCAUAAAGCCUCUGCCGAAGCAGAGCUGGCUUUGUGUGUAUAUGUUUCUGAAGAGGGGCUGCAGGAUGGGGAGGGACAUGUUUCAGAAAAGAGGACCCGAUGGCUUUUUGGAAACACGAACAAGAUGGAAAAGAGAAAGUGAUAAAAUGAUAGACUUCAGGAUUGCGGAAAAUUCAUGGUUAGGCAAAGGCAUUCUGGGAAAUGCAGAAAACCUUAGCAAUUGGCUGUGAAUUCUGGAUUUCUGGAGAAUCCAGUCACCAAAAUCCGCCUUUUCAAACAAAAGGGGAUUAGAGGUGAGGGGGGUUUGUUUUGGAGGAAGCCUAUUUUUGGAGGUGAAUGAUGUGUAGGCAAGCAGUGAGGAUCAGUGGAAAGAGCACGGACUUGGGAGUCAGAGGUCAUGGGUUCUAAUCCCGGCUCCACCGCUU